Molecule: messenger RNA, 2464 nt
Organism: Dromiciops gliroides (monito del monte)
Lineage: Eukaryota; Metazoa; Chordata; Mammalia; Microbiotheria; Microbiotheriidae
Gene: TERF2IP
Product: TERF2 interacting protein
Exons: 3
Coding region: 516-1736 (406 amino acids)
Biological process (GO): telomere maintenance via telomere lengthening; regulation of DNA-templated transcription
Cellular component (GO): shelterin complex
Molecular function (GO): telomeric repeat DNA binding
Source: RefSeq, a predicted model, not a curated record
GUCACUCCCAUCAAGCCUGCUACUUCCGGGUAGAGGUUUCCAGGCCAAGCCACUAUCUCUGUUCCAUCUAGCAGCAGCUCCCAGUAGACCACGUCAAGGGAGUCGGCAGCUCCGUGAAUCAGGUUGUCCCGAUCCCACACCGUGCCUCAGUUUCUCUUUGCUGCCCGUCCUGCGUUGGGAGGCACACGCCCAGGCUGUUUUCCUGUGGGCUGGGGGGGUGGGCAUGGCUGGGGUAAGCCUCGGAGUGGAGCUGUUUUCUCAUGUCACUGAGUGAACACGCACGCGCAGAAGCUGCUUCCUCGAAGGAGGUUUGAGUAUCUGGGCGAGCUCAUGUGCAGAAGGGGCGGCGGACUGGCGAGCCCCUUGGUCCAGCUCCACUGAGGGCGAGAGGCCUUGGUGCUGGUAGGGUCAAAGGGUGAGCGCAGGCGCGUAAAGGGUGGUGGGCUAGGCCCGAAGCGGCUCUCGCGUACUUGCUCCAGCAUCUCCCCCCCUCCUCUUCGUCAACUCGGCGGGUCAUGGCCGAGGGCCUCGAGAUGGGCAAGGACCCCAACGACCCGACCCACUCGCGGUCGCUGUUCGUCCGUGAGGACGGCAGCUCGAUGUCCUUCUACGUGCGGCCGAGCCCUGUGAAGCGGCGGCUGUCCACGUACAUCCUGCACGGAGGCGGCACCUUGUGCCGGGUGCAGGAGCCCGAGGCCGUGCUGCUGGCCCCGCCCGGGGAGGCGCAGGCCGAGGCCUCGGGAGACUUCAUCUCCACGCAGUACAUCACCGAUUGCGUGGAGCGCAACGAGAGGCUGGACUUGGAGGACUACCGCUUGGGCAGGCCACCGGCUCAAAGGGAGCUCGAGAGCCCCGAGGCGUCCCCCGGAGAGCCCGAGGAGGUCUCUGGGGAGCCCGAGGAGGCCUACACGGAGGCCGAGGAUCAGGCCAUCGUCCGCUACGUGAGGGACAAUGCCCACUCUCCCAGCACCCUGGCGGGCACCAACUUAUGGAAGGCCCUGGAGAAGGCGGCCCUGAUGCAGCGACCCUGGCAAUCCAUGAAGGACCGCUAUCUGAAGUACCUGAAGGGUCUGGAGCACAGGUUACUGGAGGAAGAUGAGCCCAGCGGCCCAUCCCUGAAGCUCAAAAGGAAGGCAGAAGAAACAGAGCCUGCAGACAGUGAACCACAAAAGAAAAAGGCCCCUGAUUUGCCUGAGGAAGAUAGUACAGAGGAACAAGUGCAGGAGAGUAAGACACCAGAGGAAGAUGUUUUGUGUCCUGAAAACCAGGAGGUUGAGGACAGUGAGGUUCAGAACCCUGACCUUGAAUUACCUGUGGUUAAGAAUGGAGAGCUGGCCGGUCCUGGAAAAAAUAACUCCAAUUUGAAAGAGGCUCCAAAGGACAGUGAGGUUGUGCAAGACUCUGUCGUAUUGGAAACACAGCUUGAAGCAGAGGAAAGCAGUUUAAGCCCUUCUCUUUCACCCGAGGUGGGAGAGGCUAUCAGAGUCAUCAAACAUUUAAUGGAGGAGUUUAGUGUGGAUUUGGCAACAGUCACACAAGCUUUCUUGAAAAACAGUGGAGAACUGGAGGCCACUUGUUCCUUCUUGCAGACAGGCCAACGAUCUGAUGGAUAUCCAGUCUGGACCCGACAGGAUGAUGUGGAUUUGCAGAAAGAUGAUGAAAAUACCAGAAGCAAAUUGAUCAAAAAAUUUGGUGCUAAGAAUGUAGCGAGGAGGAUUGAAUUCAGAAGGAAUUAGGGCAAGAUGUCAGGGAAACAGACCAGAUUCUAGGGUUCAUAGAAUGAACAGUUGUAAAAGAUGGGAGAGUAGAAAAGAGUGACGCUGUUAUUGCUCUGUUAGAUAACACUUGUUAAUGAAUGUGACCGUGUCAAAAAAUUAAAAAUCAGACAAAUUUGGAAAACACAGUAAGAGCUGACAGUCAUGGAGCACUUCAGGCUCCAAAGAGUGUUUUUCAUCUGUUCCCUUUGACUGAUCCUCAUAUCAGUCAUGUGAAAUGGGGACUGUGAGUAUUGUUAUUACUAUAAAUGAAAUUGAAAAUCAAAGUAAGUGUUGUAUUUACCCACUUACCCAUAUUCAGAAUUAGGUAUUGGAGUUGGGAUUUCAGCCAAGCUCUUGGCUCCCAUGCCCCAGCUUUCUUCCUGCUGCAUCAUGCUGUCUUCCAGGAAUUGUUUGAAAUACUUAUUAGUGGAAAGUCUUAAGUCAGAGAAUUUCAGUUCAUUUUAACUUAUAAUUUCUGCCUGGUACAAGCUAGUGCUAUUUCAGUGAUGGGAUAAAAUACAAAUUUAUGUUUUACAUAAAAAAUAAUAAACAAUAGAAAACCUUUAAACUAUUGGAGUGCAUUCUACCUAGUCAUAUAUUCAUAGGAUCAUAGAGAUAGAAGGGACCUUAGAGUUCAUCCAUUUCAGUCCCUUUUUUUUUUUUUUUGCGGGGCAAUGGGGGUCAAGUGACUUGCCCAGGGUCACACA